Messenger RNA from Octopus sinensis (East Asian common octopus), 2408 nucleotides. Its product is annotated as nuclear RNA export factor 1. Gene Ontology annotation, cellular component: nucleus; cytoplasm. Gene Ontology annotation, molecular function: RNA binding; protein binding. Bases 183 to 2111 code for a protein of 642 amino acids. The record is from RefSeq and is a predicted model, not a curated record. The transcript is spliced from 22 exons. NCBI's taxonomy places the organism in Eukaryota, Metazoa, Mollusca, Cephalopoda, Octopoda, Octopodidae. Gene Ontology annotation, biological process: poly(A)+ mRNA export from nucleus.
UAACUCUCGUGAUCACGUGGCACGAGUCAUUCGAAUAAAUUGGCGUCUCGCUAAGCAGAUUGUUUACUCGAAUCUACACUUAUUAAUUCGUCCCGUUUUCUACAUUGAUUUAUUUCUUAUUUCUCAUAUAUAUAUAUAUACAUAUAUAUACAUACAGAUUCAUUUUAUUAUAUGAAUUAAUAAUGAGUGGCCACCAUCGUGGAAAUUUCUCUGUUACGACUGGAAGAGACGGGUCCCGUUCAGUUUAUGAUGAUAAAUCAAGACCUUUCUACAAGCGAUCCAAGUGGCAUGGAAGAGGUGGUCGACGAAACAGGAAAGGUGGCGCUGGCGGAGCAAAUCCUAGAUCACAUCUUGACGAUGAAGAUGAUUUCCAAAUGGGUGAUGAUUUACCAGGAGUCUCAAAUCAAAGACAUGUGCCUUAUCGUAAAAAUCACAGGAAGCGACCUCAGAAUAAGAUCUUAGAGAUGGAUAAAGUGCAGAACAGCGGUCGAUUAAAACGUCUUGGCUUACCAGUACAUAGCAAACAUUCUGAUAAUAAUUGGUAUCGUGUAAAGAUACCAUGCAGACAGAAGUUGGAAAGGAAUUUUAUUAUUAGAGAAAUCGAAAGUUAUAUCAAUAUGCCAUUCCAAGUAUCAUUUUUUAAAAAUGAACGUGGCAGCUGUUGUUUUUAUGUCCAAGAUAAAGUUACUGCAGAUGCUAUCCGUCAAGUGGAUAAGAAGAUAAUGAUGCCUGAUGGAUUCAAAUUGGCUGUAAUUGUGAAACCUUCUUGUGCACCUGGCUUAACCCUGGAUGAUAGAACACUGGAUAAACUAAAGCUUUGCCUGAGUGAACGCUAUGAUUCCUCUAUCAAGAUGCUUCGACUAAAUAGCUUGUAUCAAGAUGAAAUGUUGAAAGGUACUGAUUCGUUCAUGGCUUUGAAUCGACCACAAGUGAUGACUAACGUUGUUACAAUAAUCAAAGAAAACAUACCAGAGUUGGUAUCUCUUGAUAUUAGUUGUAACAAAUUGGUGACUUUGGAAUAUUUAUCUCCACUAGUUUCCUACACUCCUCAUUUGAAAAACUUGAAUCUUGGUAAAAAUACGCUAAAGUCUAUUGAAGAAUUAGAGAAGAUUAAAGACUGGAAACUCGAUGAAUUGAUCCUCGAAGGCAAUGAAUUGUGUAAUAGAUUUAAAGACCAUUCAGUUUAUGUCAGAACUGUAAGAAAGAAAUUCCCAAAAGUUUUAAAAUUGGACUGCCAAGAUCUUCCACCACCAAUUGUCUUCGACUUGGAAUCUGAUAUUGACCUACCACCUUCAAAAGAUAAUUACUUCAUGAAUGCUGAUGUUCAAAAUUUACUGGUUAAAUUUUUAAAGCAAUAUUAUUUAAUAUAUGACUCAGAUAACAGACAAGCAUUAGUUGAUGCUUAUCAUGAUCAGGCUAUAUUCUCAUUUGCAUGUAUCUUCAACCGUGCACUUGGCAAGCAGCCUUCAUUGAAUGAAUACAUCAGUGAAAGUAGGAAUCUACUCAAAUUAAAUGCUGGUCGACGCGAUAAACACUUAAAGGUUGGACGGGUUAAUGUUGUUUCACAGCUUCGGUUAUUGCCAGGAACACAACAUGACCUUAAUUCAUUUCACAUUGAUGUUCAACACCUAUCGAGAACAUUGCUUAUUUUCAGUGUUUUUGGAAUUUUUAAAGAAACUGAAUCAAAAGGGGAACCUCCAAUUCGUACAUUUAGUCGAAUGUUUAUUACAACCCCACAGCAGGAUGGUAUUGUCAUAGUGAAUGACAUGUUGACAAUAUCUAAUGCCACUUCUGAACAGAUACAGUCUGCCUUCAAGACUCCUGCACCAACACCUUCAUCCAGUCCAACACAAGGAGGGUCUGCUUUGGUUGAAACUGUCAAUACACCUCCUGCUCCUCUCACUCUCCCAAAUGCCACAGCUGCGUGCAAUGUAUCAUUAACAGAAAUCCAGAAAGAAAUGGUGUCACAGUUUUCAGUCCAGUCAGAAAUGAAUGCUGAAUAUUCAUUGCAGUGCCUACAACAAAACAAUUGGGAAUAUGAGAAAGCUGCACAAGUCUUCCUCAACCUCAAGACAAAUGGCAAAAUCCCAUUAGAAGCAUUCAUCAAAUGAAGAAUAUCUACCAUUCAUUUAUUUAUGUACAUUCUUGUAAAUAUUUCAUACUCAUACAUUUUUUUUUUGUUAGUUUCCAAAUGUUAGUACAUGUUUUCUCUCUGUUGUGUUGCUGGCAUAAAAUUGUGUGUGUGGAUUGCAAUGUGAGCAAAAUUUUGUAAAACUUCAAAGACUUGAACUACUAUGAGAUUGAUAAACGAUUGUGUGUAUAUAUAUAUAUAUAUAUAUACACACACACAUGUUUGUCUUUGUGUGUGUGUGUGUGUGUGUGUGUGUGUGUGUGUGUGGUGUGUGUAU